Iphiclides podalirius (scarce swallowtail) is the source of this 1701-nucleotide messenger RNA. Lineage: Eukaryota; Metazoa; Arthropoda; Insecta; Lepidoptera; Papilionidae. The record is from the annotation of a GenBank genome assembly.
AUGGAUACGUCUUAUGAUAGGAUCAACGCGAGUUAUCUGCGUGCCCCGUCGCUUGGCUUAGCAUUAUUAGCAGCAGACUAUGUAUUUAAUGAAAAAAAGUUUUUCAAAGCAGCUCAAUCUGGGAAUGUAGAGGAACUGCGCAAACAGGUGGAGGCUUCGGGCGAGGGGCGGCGCGGCGGCGAGGAGGGCCCGGCGGACCGGCGGCACGCGCUCGGCUGGACGGCGCUGAUGGCGGCCGCCGCCAACGACCAGCCGGCCGCCGUGCGCGAGCUGCUGCGGCUGGGCGCGCGCGCCGAGCUGCGCGACCGCUACGGCGGCGCCGCGGCGGCGGCCGCGCUGGCCGGCCUGCACCCGCUCGAGGCGCUGCAGCGGCGCGAGGACGACUUCUGCGCCUCCAUGAACGCGCGCGCCUCCUUCCUCGGCUGGACGGCGCUGCACUACGCGGCGCUGGCCGACUCGGCGGGCAGCGCGCGCGCCCUGCUCGAGGCGGGCGCCGACCCCACCGCGCGCGACCACGCCGGCCGCCGCCCGCUGCAAUACGCGCGCGACGCCUCGCCCGCGCGCGACCUGCUGCUGCAGCACCAGCGCCGCUGGGAGGACGCCGCCGCCGCCGCCGCCGCCGAGGAGCGCCGCCGCUUCCCGCUCGAGCAGCGCCUGCGCCAGUUUAUCGUGGGCCAGCAGGCGGCCAUCGAGACGGUCGCGGCCGCCGUGCGGCGCAAGGAGAACGGCUGGGCCGACGAGGACCAUCCACUCGUCUUCCUCUUCCUCGGCAGCUCGGGCAUCGGCAAGACGGAGCUGGCCAAACAGCUGGCGCGCUACAUGCACCGCGACGAUCCCGCCGCCUUCAUCCGCCUCGACAUGUCCGAGUACCAGGAGAAGCACGAGGUGGCCAAGCUGAUCGGCGCCCCGCCCGGCUACGUGGGCCACGAGGAGGGCGGCCAGCUGACCAGGGCGCUGGCGCGCAGGGCCGACGCGGUGGUGCUCUUCGACGAGGUGGACAAGGCGCACCCGGACGUGCUCACCGUGCUCCUGCAGCUCUUCGACGAGGGACGGCUGACGGACGGCAAGGGAAAGCUGAUAGAGUGCAAGAACGCCAUCUUCGUGAUGACGUCGAACCUGGCCUCGGACGAGAUCGCGCAGUACGGGCUGCAGCUGCGGCGCGCGGCCGAGCUGCGGGCCGCGCAGAGGACGCGCGCGCAGGGCGCGGACGCCAAAGACAAGAGCGACGAGAAACCGCCGCCCGCGCCGAAGGAGGUCAUCAACGAAGACCCCGAGGAGACUCUGGAAGUUUCGCGCCACUUCAAAGACAGCGUGGUGAGGCCGAUCCUAAAGAAGCACUUUGGGCGCGACGAGUUCUUGGGCCGGAUCAACGAGAUCGUGUACUUCCUGCCGUUCUCGCGGCAGGAGCUGCUCACGCUGGUGAACAUGGAGCUGCAGCAUUGGGCGGAGAAGGCCAAGAGCAGGCACGACGUGGAGCUGCACUGGGAGGGGGGCGUGCUGGGGGCCCUGGCCGACGGGUACGACGUGCACUACGGCGCGCGCUCGAUCAAGCACGAGGUGGAGCGGCGCGUGGUGAACCAGAUCGCGCUGGCGGCGGAGCGCGGCGCGCUGGGCCGCGGCUGCGCGCUGCUGCUCAGCGAGCGCGCGGGCCGGCUGCGGCUGGCCGUGCGCCGCCCGACGGCGCCCGACUACGAGCCGCUC